Onychostruthus taczanowskii (white-rumped snowfinch) is the source of this 3945-nucleotide messenger RNA. It is a transcript of the gene LZTS1, whose product is annotated as leucine zipper tumor suppressor 1. The transcript is spliced from 4 exons. The record is from RefSeq and is a predicted model, not a curated record. Gene Ontology annotation, cellular component: dendritic spine. Gene Ontology annotation, biological process: regulation of synaptic plasticity; regulation of dendrite morphogenesis. The coding region runs from base 160 to 1995 and encodes 611 amino acids. Lineage: Eukaryota; Metazoa; Chordata; Aves; Passeriformes; Passeridae.
GGCUCCUCCUCCGCCGCCGCGCCGGGGAUGCUGCGGCCGGGCCGGCUCCGGGAGCCCCGCGGAGCCCCGCGCCGCGCCGAGGAGCCAGCGGCCACCCGAGGCUCGCCGCUCCCGGCCGCUCCGCGGGCUCUGCUAUGAUCUGGCGGCGCCGGGAGCAGCAUGGGCAGCGUCAGCAGCCUCAUCUCCGGCCACAGCUUCCACAGCAAGCACUGCCGCGCCUCGCAGUACAAGCUCCGCAAGUCCUCGCACCUGAAAAAGCUCAACCGCUACUCGGACGGGCUGCUCCGCUUCGGCUUCUCGCAGGACUCCGGCCACAAGUCCGGCUCCAAGAGCAGCAAGAAUGAGGAUUUCUUUUACAUCAAGGUCAGCCAGAAGGCGCACGGCUCGCAGCGGCCGGACUACACCGCCCUGGGCGGCGGGGAGCUGGCUGUGCCCGCCGGGACCAGCGGGCUGGACUUCGGGACGCCCACGCCGCAGAAGCUGAUGCCCUUCCCCAGCCAGCUGGAAGUGGGUGGGGACAAGCCGCUGCCUCGUCCCACGGCCUUCAAGCCGGUGCUGCCGCGCUCCGGGGCCAUCCUGCACUCGUCCCCCGAGAGUGGGGGGCCCCUGGGCCAGCAGCUGCACCCCCCGGAGAAGGGCAAGGAGCAGGAGCUGCGGCCGCUGCCGUGCUCGGGGGGCCUGUCCGACUCCGGCCGCAACUCCAUGUCCAGCCUGCCCACGCACAGCACCAGCAGCAGCUACCAGCUGGAGCCCCUGGUCACCCCCAUGGGCCCCAUCAGCCGCUUCGGGGGCUCUGCCCACAACAUCCUGCAGUGUGCCAUCAUCCAGGACAGCAACAUGAUGAGCCUCAAGGCCAUGUCCUUCUCCGACGGCGGCAACAAGAUCCUGAACCCCGGCAAGGCCCCCCAGCACCGCGCCGCCGCCGAGAAGAGCGUCUGCGUGCGCUCGCCCAUCGCCACGGAUGAAUCCACCAUCCAGGAGCUGGAGCAGAAGCUGCUGGAGAGGGAGGGCGAGCUGCAGGAGCUGCAGUCGAGCUUCGAGGAGAAGGAAAUCAGCUCCUGCCAGGCCUACGAGGAGAAGCAGCGGCGCUGCAAGGAGGAGCUGGAGGGGCUGAAGCAGAAAUGCAACAGCAAACUCAAGCAAACCUCGCAGAAAACGCAGCGGACGCAGCAGGUGCUGCACCUGCAGGUGUUCCAGCUGCAGCAGGAGAAGCAGCAGCUGCGGGAGGAGCUGGAGAAACUCAUGAAGGAGCAGAACCUGCUGGAGACCAAGCUGAGGUCCUACGAGAAGGAGAAGACCAGCUUUGCCCCGGCGCUGGAGGAGACGCAGUGGGAGGUGUGCCAGAAAUCCGGGGAGAUCUCGCUGCUGAAGCAGCAGCUGAAGGAGUCGCAGACCGAGCUCACCACCAAGACCACGGAGAUCCUGAGCCUGAAGGCGCAGCUGAAGGAGGUGAGGCUGAAGAUGGAGGGGCUGGAGAUGAAGAGCCAGGAGCUGGAGGUGUCGCUGCGCACCAAGGCCAUGGAGCUGGAGGUGUGCGAGAACGAGCUGCAGCGCAAGAAGAACGAGUCGGAGCUGCUGCGGGAGAAGGUGAACCUGCUGGAGCAGGAGAUCCUGGAGCUGCGCUCCGAGCUGGCCGCGCUCCGCGAGCAGCUCAGCGAGGCCCGCGAGGGGCCCCGGCCGGGCGGGGACGAUGCCCAGGCCCUGCAGGGGCAGCUGGAGAGGCUGCGGGCCGAGCUGAAGGCGGAACGCGACAACAACGAGCAGAUGAGCUGCAGCUUCCAGCACGAGCGGCAGACGUGGAAGGAGGAGAAGGAGAAGGUGAUCCACUACCAGAAGCAGCUGCAGCAGAGCUACCUGCACAUGUACAAGAGGAACCAGAGCCUGGAGAAGAUGCUGCAGCAGCUGGCGGCGGGCGAGGACGGCAAGGAGCCCAUCGAGCUGGAGAUCCCCGGCGCCGACGUCCCCUACGAGGACAUCAUCGCCACCGAGAUCUGAGCCGCUGUCCCCUCCCGAGCCGCUCGGCCCCGCCCCGCGGCCGAGCUGAGCCGUGUCCCCCCCGUCCCUCCGUCGUGUUCCAGAGGUGACCAAGCCACUCGUGCCAAUGGUGACGUGCCCGCAGCUCCCCCGCCCCGGCACCGCCCCGGCACCGCCCCCUCUGCCCCCGGGCAGGGAUCAGGACUCCAGGGAAUUCUCUGCCAUCCGUGCCCAGCGCCCAGGGGAUGCUCUGCUCCAGGCUUGGGGAACCCGGCUUGGCCCCGCUCCGGGGGUGGCACAGCUCCAGGGAUGGCACAGAUCCGAGGAUGGCACAGCUCCGAGGAUGCCACAGCACAGUCCUGCCCGCUGAUGGUGGCAGGAAUCAGCCCCAGUGUGUGCCCAGCUCCAGGGAUGGCACAGCACAGUCCUGCCCACCGAUGGUGGCAGGAAUCAGCCCCAGUUUCCUGGAGGAAGCUGCCACUCCUCCUCACCCUCCGUCAGUGCCAAUCCCAGGGCGCUGAGCCACCUCCUGCCACUGCCACAUCCCGCCCUACCAGCCCUGAGGGCCUCAGGAAGGUCCCCACCUGCUCACACCCCCCUGGUACAGCCCCACUCCAUGAAAUCACCCCGAAAUCACCCUGAAAUCACCCUGAAAUCCCCAUUCAGCCCAAGCACAGCCCCUGCACCCAACCACAGCCCUCCCCUGCCCGGCAUUCCCAGCUCCCACGGACAAGGACUCUGUCCCUUCUCCCGGCUGCCAGUCAGCAGCUGCAUCCAAGGAUUCACAGGAAUGUCCCAGCCACGGCCUGACCAAGGAAUGGGGUUUGUGUUCACCCCUGCACUCACCAGGGCUGUCCCUCCUGGGAGCCCUGGCUGCCUUAUCUCCUCCCGUGCCCUGAUCCCGUGGGAUCCGGCCAAGGGGAGCUGGUUAAACACCCCAAACCAACCACUUCCACCUUAAUUUCUACCCCAGCUCUUAAAAGUUCCUCCUGCCACCAGCGAGUGGCUCCACAGAUAAUGAGGUGGUGCUGCUGGUGACCCUCGUGUCCCCCUGACUGGGGAGGGAACCAGCAGGACCCAGUUUGUGGGCUGGGGGCUCCAGGGGACCCCUCUGUGCCAGUGCAAUGAUAUUUUUGCUGCAAUUAUUUACCCACUGCCCCAUCCCAGGGCUCUUGGGCGGGGUUCUUGCACAAUCCCAACGUCGCCAAUUUGGCCACGGGCUCCGAGCUGUGCAAAAUUCCGCGUCCCUCGUGCCACUCCAGCCUGGAAAGGUGACACACAGGAACCAACCAGUCUGUGCCUUCUGCGCCCGGCCCUGAGCACACCAAACCACUGCCCCAGCUCUCCUGGCUGGGUCUGGCACUGCCCAGCCACUCCUGGCACUGCCCAGCCACUCCUGACACUGCCCAGUCAGUCCUGGCACUGCCCAGCUGGGUCUGGCACUGCCCAGCCACUCCUGGCACUGCCCAUCCAGUCUUGGCACUGCCCGGCUGGGUCUGGCACUGUCCAGCUGGUCCUGGCACUGCCCAUCCAGUCCUGGUACUGCCCAGCUGGGUCUGGCACUGCCCAGCUGGUCCUGACACUGCCCAGCCAUACCUGGCACUGCUCAGCCACUCCUGGUACUUCUCAGCCUGUCCUGGCACUGCCUAGUCAGGUCUGGCACUGCCCAGCUGGUCCUGACACUGCCCAGCCACUCCUGGUACUUCCCAACCUGUCCUGGCAUUGCCUAGUCAGGUCUGGCACUGCCUGGCCACGCCUGGCACUGCCCAGGUGGUCCUGACUCUGCCCAGCCUGGCUUGGUACUGCCCAGUCUGUCCUGGCACUGCCCAGCCGGGUCUGGCACUGCCCAGCCCAUCCUGGCACCGGCACAAGCGAUGCUCACCCCCGGCACGCUGGAAAAGCCAACCUCAGGCUCCUGCGGGUGCCCCCGGGGCCAGCCCCUGCCCAGCCCUGCCCAGUCCCAGCCCUGCC